UUGUUUUUCUGUGUGUGACUAGACGUGAAGCAUCUUAAAAAAGUUUUAUUUCAAUUGCAUAUGAAAUUUCAUUUAUUACUACAAUACACUAAAUAGUAAUAAAUCAUGUAUUCGUAAUAAAAUUCAACUUUGUGGUUUAAAUCUUUUUUUGAAAUUAUUUUUCUUUUUGGAUUCCUAAUUUUGUGUGUGAUUUAAAUUAUAAUGGGAUCGUUACAACAAUCUGGACGGUUUAUUUCUUAUGGGAAUACUCCGCAACGAUCACAGACUCUACAGUCACAAGGGUUUCCGCCAAGUUUAAGUGGAAGCGAAACGGAUAUUUCCACAUCAAAUGAAAAUUUAUCACAUGAAGAGCGGUAUGUCAUCCGUCAUACAGCUCGUCAAGAACCACAAGGACAAGAAAAUUUAGUGCCUUCAAAUCGUAAUUCCUUGAAAGAAAGUCUUCCAUCAAACAGAAGUUCCUUAGAUGUAUCUUCUUCGUCUUACAAUACUCUUAUAAUUCACAGCGUUGGAGAAGAUUCUUGGACCGGAAGAAAUAGUUUAGAGGGGAAUGGAAAUGGUGUUCAAGAAAUUACUGAAAUUCCUGAUGACUAUUUAAAUCAAUCGCACGUUUUAAAGCAUCUUGCCAAAGAAGUUAAAGUGCCACUUUCAUCGAACGCAAACUCACCACUUCGUGAUAGUGGAGUUUCAGAAAACAUAGAUUUAGAUCGUUUGUCUGUUACACGUAAAGAUAGUAGUGGAAUUGAUUCUCGUUUAGAUUACGAUUUACCCAGCACACCAGAAUAUUCAAAGCGAAAAGAUAAAUCUUCAAUAAUAAAUCGCCAUCGUAUGAAAUUUGAAAAAUUAAGUUUAUCUAAAUCCCAACCAGAUUUAUCAAAACUCGGUAAGGAACAAUCAACAUAUCGUCGUGGCGCAUCGGCUCCACGUCCUAGAACUAAAGGAUGUGAAGAACAUGAAAAAUCGGAAAUAUGGCCAUCGGCUGAAAUGGUUGAAAUUCUUAUCCAAGAAAAUAGUUCAUUGAAAUUAGAAAUUGAUAAUUGUUACCAGAAGGUUGCUAAAGCUCAAAAACUUGAGCAAGAAAUUUCAAAUGUUCAUAGAUCACAUGAAGAAUUGGUUGCGUCAUGUGAACGGAGAGAAAGAUUGGAAAGAGCAGCUCGUGCUCGAUUACAAGGAGAAUGUCGACGAUUACAAGAGGUAAAUAGAUCUUUACGAGAGCAAACGGAUAUGAUGCAAGCUCAAUUAAUGGCUAUGCGAACAGUAUCAUUAGAUACGUCUGUGCCCGGAUCUGCUGACUCCCUACGCAAGGAACUUGGUAAACGCGAAAUACUCAUUGCGCAACUCAUUACGCAAAAUAAAGAAUUGGUUGCCGCGAAAGAACGACAAGAAAUUGAAUUAGCUGCCCAACGGGCUACGUUACAAGAACAACGUACUCACAUUGACAUAUUAGACAAUGCUUUAAUAAACGCUCAAGGAAAUGUUGUGCGUCUUGAAGAAGAAUGCCGUAAAAAACAAAUGUAUGUCGAAAGGGUAGCCCAACUUCAGCGAGCUUUGUCAUCGUUACAAUUAGCCAGUGAUCGUCGUGAACAAACUGAACGUAAAUUACGUUUACAAUUAGAACGAGAACUACGAAGUGAACGAUCACGGCCUGGCGAUGAAGGAUCCGGCCAUAAUUCUGGUGGAUCGAACAAUAACACAACUGGUGAAUCUUCAGCUGAGCUAAAACGACGUUUACGUGAACGAGAUGAAAAAAUAAUGCGACUUGAAGGUGAAUGUGCUAAAUGGGAACAAAGAUAUUUGGAAGAAAGUGCCUUACGACAAGCUGCCAUUGAUGCUGCUAGUAUUCCAAAAGAUGCGAAAAUUGCUGCUUUAGAAAAGACAAGUCAAGAUGCUGAAAAAUUAAUUGCAGAAGCACGAACUGAGAAAAUUCGACAUAUGGACGAAGUACAUGCAACGCAAAAGAAAGUUGCCGAUUUGGAAUCAAGGUUAAAGGAUUAUGAAUCAAAAUUAGCCGAAAAGGAUGCAAUGAUACGUGUUUUACAAAAGCAUACGUAUGAUAAGGAUGUAUCAAGUAGUUCAUCCUUUUCUAAUAUGCUUACGCGGUCUCCGCAUCAUACACCUCAUACAAGCCUACAUGGAGGUACUGAUCUAGACACUGUUCUAGGAACCUCAGUAUCCCGUGAAGAAUUAGUAAGCAGUGUUUUGACUGGUUCUACUGGCUUUGGAUCAAGUAAUUCGUAUGCUAGUAGUGAUUCAUCAUAUCAUAUGCCAUCGUAUUCAAAAUAUGGUGGAAAGAAAAGUUUUGAUUCCACAAAAAAGACAUUAGAUGAUCAAUUGAAAGAAUUGGAUAGUCAAUUGGAUUCACAGCUACUUAGUAAGCGGGGUCUUUGCUGUUUUCCAGGAUUCUCUAAUCCAAGCACUUCGCCGAGAAAAGGAAAAAUACCCAAGCCAUUAUUGGCGGGUGUAGUGGGAAGUACAGGGGGGCAGUUUGAAUCUGCAACUGGUUUUCUACAUGGUUUAGUUCCUGGCUCAUCAUCACGUCAUGAUGGAAAUGCAACCAGACCAGAGGAAAUGCUUCUUUUAGAAAAACAAGGGCGUAGCUCACAACAACAGCGUUGUAUGUCAGAACAAUCGAACACUCCCACAGAGCAAAGAUCUUCAUCAGCAUCUGCGGAAAGUGGAAGUCGUAAUCGUACUGAAAGUCUUCCACCAAGCUCUUUGCCACGGCCUCCACGAGCGGCUCAUCGUGGUACAUCGCAAAUACGUCGUUUGGGUGAAUAUGGACGUUUAAGCUCUGAGGAAAAUACUCGUAAAAAGUCUGAUGGUGGCGAUUCGCUAAGUAGUAAUGGAAGUUUAAGUAGUAAACGAAAAUCUCCGGCACGAUCAUUGAUACCAUCACCGAGAAAAUUAGGCGAAUAUGGACGUUUGAAUGAAAGUACUACAUCGUCAAGAAAAUCUAGUGCUAGAUCAUCAGACGGUAGCGUUACAAUGGGUGGUAAUCGAAAUUCAGCAUCCACAAUGAGCGAUAACUCGACUAGUUCCUUACCAACACCCUCGGAAUUAAAAAUGUAUGGAAGUACAUCCCUAAUACGUCGAGGAUCGUCGUUAGGUCGUGAUGGUAAAACUAAUGAAUCUUCAAAUCCGAAAUAUCGUAUUCAAUUUUGAUAAGCUAAAGAAUAUAAAGGGAUCCAUGGACGACGUUCUUUUUCAACAGUUUUAAUCAAAUAGAAUAAAACUGUAAUCGGUAAGUCCGUUUUUCAAUUUUAUUUUUCCAAUUAAAACUAUUGAAAAAGACCGACAAUUUUGGUAACCAUUUUAAAUGCCUAUAAAUUCUUAAAUCCGUGCCUUAUAAAUUUAGAAGUAACACUGUGAUUAUAUUUAAACUUAGUGAAAACGAUGAUAUUUUAUAUCUUGAGAUAUAUUUCUUAUCACGGAAUUUUCAAAUAUUUCUUUUUUGGUUGUAUAAUCUUAAAACAGAAUUACUACAAGUAUUCUAGUCAACAUUUUCAGCGUUUUUUCAGCAAAGAAACCUGGAAAGUUAAAUUUUUAAGUCGUGUAAAACCCACAAAACAAUCCUGACCAUUUUUGAUGAAUUUUCUGAUGCCACCGUCUUUAACAUGGAUAUAUAAUAUCUUGAAUUUCGAGUGGUUUUAACGACACUUUUUGAUUGCUUUGUACUACUCGUUAGUCUGUGUUUUUUAAUAGGUCAAUCCCUCUAUUUGGAAAACAACUUUUCAAAAAUUUGAAAAUUGAUGUCAGUUGAGGUGGCUAGCGACCAAAAUGAACCCUCUCAAGUCGAAGUAUGACUAAACAUUUACAAAAUAUCAAAAUUUUUUAUUAACUUGUCUGGCAGUAAGAAAUAAACAGGUAUAGGCCCAUUUCUAUUAUUAAUACAAAUUCAAAAAAAUAGCAUAAAUAGCACAUAAAAAGUUCUACUUUUUCAUACUAUUAUUAUACCCCACCCUCGUCGUUAUCGAGAACAAAAAUUUGUCAAUUUAAAAACUUCAAUUGCUUAUAACUAGAGAACGGAUAAAGAUACAGGGUUGAGUCUUGGCUCAAAAUACGUAUUUUUGAAAUAUCUCAACUUUCUAACUUUCCCAUUGAAUGUUAUCAGCAAAAAAAUUUUUCAAAAAACGCGUUAAAAAACAACUUUUCUGAGUUUUUUGUGCAACUUUUUUUGGAAUUUUGUUUUUGAUUUGUUUUGUUCGAUUUUGUUUUGAACAUUAAGAACUCAUCCCCCAUGGCCACGAAGAGUGACCAAAGAUUUUUUCCAAAUAGAGGGACUGAACUAUAACUUAUUCCAAGCUUUUUUUAGCACUUUAUUGAAGAAUCUAAUUUAAUUGAUAGAAACUCGUGCUCAUUUUAGGCAUAGUAAUAAAGAUAGGGUAGCUUUAAUCAAAAUAAUCUGUUUUAAGAUUAUUUUAUCAAAAAGUAUAUUUUGGAGAAAUAUUCUGUAACUAAUAAUAAAGGUUCCG
Molecule: messenger RNA, 4469 nt
Organism: Chrysoperla carnea
Lineage: Eukaryota; Metazoa; Arthropoda; Insecta; Neuroptera; Chrysopidae
Product: angiomotin-like 2a
Exons: 9
Coding region: 202-3159 (985 amino acids)
Biological process (GO): actin cytoskeleton organization; regulation of cell migration
Cellular component (GO): cytoplasmic vesicle; bicellular tight junction; plasma membrane
Source: RefSeq, a predicted model, not a curated record